This is a messenger RNA of Eremothecium sinecaudum, 2934 nucleotides long. Its product is annotated as WD40 repeat domain-containing protein. Gene Ontology annotation, biological process: protein secretion. Lineage: Eukaryota; Fungi; Ascomycota; Saccharomycetes; Saccharomycetales; Saccharomycetaceae. Gene Ontology annotation, molecular function: guanyl-nucleotide exchange factor activity; GTPase activator activity; protein binding. Gene Ontology annotation, cellular component: endoplasmic reticulum membrane. Bases 1 to 2934 code for a protein of 977 amino acids. The transcript has a single exon. The record is from RefSeq and is a predicted model, not a curated record.
AUGAAGUUAGCGUCCACCUUGUUUAAUAUAGGCUAUCCUGUCUAUGGAGCAAGGUUCUUAAAUAAUAACACAUUAUUAGUUGCCGGAGGCGGAGGAGAAGGUAAUAAUGGUAUUCCUAAUAAACUAACGGCACUGCAGAUUAAUUUCAAGAGAAAGAAAAUAGUUAAGCGGUUUAGGGAGUUAACUUUACAUGAAAAUGACGACUCUCCAACUACGUUAGAUGUUGCUCAGGAUGUUAUUCUGAUGGGAUGUAAUGAGAAUUCAGCUAAGAUCAAGUCUGGGGAACCUAAUCAUCAUUUGAGAAAGUUUGUAUAUGAGAACGAACACCUAAAAUUUGUCGGAGCGAUUGAUUUAAAUAGAUCAGAUAAUCCUGAGGAUUACACGAAGUUGUUAUACAUGUCUCAAGAUGGUUCUGUUGCUGCUAUUGCAUCAUCCGUGGUGCCAACUAUCAUUCGCAUUGUAAAUCCUACGAACUUGAGGGAGACAUAUGAGGUUGAAACUGGUAACGAUGUGAAGGACUUGCAUUUUUCGUCAGACGGAAAGGUGUUGGCGUAUAUCACUUCAUCGACUUUGGAGGUUAUUUCUAUUGUCACAGGGAACUUCAUAGUAAGAAAGACGGAUUUUGACAGUAAUUUGAGUCUAUCCAAGAUUCGUUUUGUUCGGGAUAACACGAUUUUGAUUGCUGCAUCGCUAAAGAAUGGGAAUGGUGUUGUUCUGAUUAAAAUUAGCUUGAAGAAAGGAACAACUUCCAUUCUUAAGACUAAGGUUGUUGUUAAAAAGUUUAAAAGUGUUACAUCCAUGGAUGUAGAUCCUAAAGCUGAGUUAGUGGCUCUAGCAGGUAGUGAUAACUCAAUUGCUAUAAUAAAGUUAAAGGACUUUUCUAUUGGAACUUACUUUAAACAAAUUCACACAUUUGCGGUGACACGAGUUGCCUUCUCACCUGACAGUAAGCUACUUGUGAGUGUUUCUGCAGCUAACACUGUUCACGUUGUGCAAUUCCCCGAUGACUACGCUACAAAUUCCUCUAUGUUUGAGAAGCUGUGCAAGCUUUUCUUGAACUUCAUGUUGAUCGUCGUUCUGGCAGUUUUAGCACAGUUAUGUUACAAGCACGGCUUAUAUUUAAAAAGCUAUCGAUUUUUACAAAAGAGACUGUUGGGUAAGGACAAUGAUCCAGAUGCGUCAUUUUUUAAUGAUAUAUUCCAGCCGAGAACAACCUUAGUUGGUGAUGUUGUAUCUGAGGUUACUGAUACUAAAUUGGUUGACACAGAAGGCACCACAGCGAACACAGAAAAUUGGUUAAGUAGUUUGGAUAAAGAUACAACAAUUACUUCCAGCUCAACGGAGGAAUUUCACCUCACCGAUGUUGAUGCUUUUGACAGCGGUAACAUACAGAAUUCACAUGAUGAAGGGCAAAGUUUUGAUACCAUCUCGAAAUUAUCAGACGAACGGGAUUGGUCAAGCCCUGGCAAUAGACCUUCCAUGGAAUACCAAACCGAUUUAGAAAACUUAGACAAUUGGGAGACCCCUAUUGUCACUGAGCUCGAGUCAGAUUGGGCGCUAGAUUUAGGAUCAAAUUUAACUACAAUUUCAGAAGAAGCUUUUAGCGAGUUUGUUGAUGCUAGAGAUUAUGUACCUGAGGUAAUUAAUGCAUCAGGUAUAUUAACCUCUACCUUUAGUUCUGAUGCAUGGGAUAUAAAAUCCACUGAUGAGUUAGAUGGAUAUACUUCUGAGCUGAGCACUACUGCUUUAAUGGUUGUGGUAGAUGAUACUAUUGAAAAGCGCACAUCAUCUGAAGAUUCCAGGAGAUCAACUACUGGUAAUCCUGCUGUAGGUGCUAACGAUCAGGCAGUUCCAGUCUCACUUCCUCCAGCAGAGACAUUUGCAAAUACAAAAAAAGAUCUACUUACUGACAAUGCUAUUUCCGAAUUGUUGUUGAAGGGGACCGAAGAAUCUACCGACAUAGCUAGUGAAACUUUGGAACUCGCAGCUAAAGUAUUUGAUGGAAAGUCGAAGAUUGAUGAAAGUGAGACUCCUUCAAGAGUUACGAGAGAAGUUACCAUAUUUCAAAGAACGCCCUCAAAUAUGAUUGAAGAACACACGACUACUGAGUCUUUGAAUCUUGAAUCCCCUAUUGUCUCACUAAAGACAUCCAGCUUUAGCUCUGUAGAUGAUGAAAUUGAUGAAUAUUUGCUUGAAAUUUCUGAUGAUGCUCCUGCUUCUCCGUCAUCUGUAUCUGAUUCAGACAACGACCUCCAUUCUGAUGCUGCAGAAGUUAACCAAGUCUUGGUUUCAAUACCCAGCGUUUCUAUUAAUUCUAACACCGAAUAUCCGGAUGAUACUGCUUCUACGGCGUUGGUUGAAGAAUUACUAGAGGAUAUUUUUCCAGAACCUACAGCUGGAAAUUCAAUAAAGGAUGAUGAUGCGAGUGAUAAACUUAGCAUAGAUGUAGUUACUGUUACAAGUUUUGCGGAUAAUUUGGAAACUUCUGAAGCACUAGAUACUAAUAAAUGCCCAACCAAGGACUCAAGCAAGCUGGUUUUACCUGAUAUUGAAGAGGACGAAGAAAUAUUGCAUACCGUAAAGCACUCUGAAAAUACACCAGACAAGCAAAAUGAGGUGGAAACAAAUGAAAUGAUAAUUGAUGAUGUAAGGGGCGAACUGGAGUUUUGGGAUGAAGUUAAUGAAGACGAGACUUAUUUGAUAACUGAAGAUAAGCUCAAUGAGGAGGAAAGUUCGGAUGAUACAAUUGAUCGUUAUUCAACAAAAACUGAUUUUAUUGCAGAAUUUAAAAAUGCUGAAGUUCUAUCAACCCCUAAGAUUACAUCACAAUGCGAGAUUACAACAGAAAUAUCGGAUAAUGAAGUUAAAACUCAUCUUGAGGUAGUUACCGUACGAGAAAUCAUUAAAGAAACAGUUUUUGUUACUAAAGCAUAG